AGGCCUAACAGCUCAUUAUUGGGUGAUCCCUUUUAUAUCACAUGCAGUGUCAUCCACUACAUAUUCACACCCAAGCUCAUUCAUUUAGACAGUUGUUUGCACUUAGUGUUUUCCUAAUACGUGAAGAAUAUAUAGAUAAUAUCUUCCUCUUCUCAAUUAUUUUAAAUAGUGGAGUCACCAGCCUCUGAGUUCUGCCUGAGAGUCCAACCUCAGGGCAUAACAUCGCUCAGAUCGCUUGGCAUUAUGGGUAAAACAUGUCGGCGCCCUCUUCUCACUCUGUUGCCCACCUUAUCUCAAUACGAUAAUUGAGUUAUGCACAUCGUAAACGAGGAUCUUCUCUCUUUCAAACAGUGGACAUUGUCGUUUUAACUUUGAACUUUAACUGCGAAGAUGUCUGAAAACACGCAGACGGGGGGCGUCUCUGGGAAGGCGCUGACAAGGGCAGCGAUCGCUGAGAUGCUGGGGAGGAAUUUCGAGAGACUGCCUGACAUUGACAAGAGCUUCUUCAUGUACGGCCCCUUGUAUCUGGGGGGGAACGCCGGACUCGCAGGCUUGAUAUCCAACAGCUUGUACCGCCGAGCUCUGAAUGUGAAGAAGGCGCCCCUCGCCUCCGGAGUGCCAAUGGCCGUGCUGCCCUUCCUCACGACAUUCGCGCUGUACCAGGCGGUGGUGUCCCAGCCCCUCAUGUCCGGGGACCUCAACUGUCCCUCCUGCGCCCUGUUGAGAGGGGCGCUUGUGGGUGUUGUGGGCGGUGGGGUGUAUCCCAUCCUCCUGGCCCUGCCUGUGAAUAUCGGCCUCGCCUCCAUGUACAGCUCGGCCCCCCAGCCAGAGAAGGGCAACGUGCUCCGGUACUGGGUGGACCUGUCCAGGCCCAUCCUGAGGAGGAUGAGGGCAGUGUUGGCUCUGCAGGCCUUCUUCGGCACCUUGCUGGCCUCCAGGCACUUUCAGUCCUACACCAAACUGGCCCAGAUUACAUUCGGAUCCAGUGGAGAGGAACUCAAAGACUAAAACGUUCUGAACUGAACCUUUAAAAUGAACUCCUUUUGUUUGUUGCGUUGAUUUGAAGUGUGUCUGAGCUGUUGGCUUCAAGUUGAGAUGAUGCCAACUGUGUAAAUUUCUGGUAUGUCAAAUGAACAUAAACACGGAAACUGACCGCUUUUACGGCUCAUUAAAAUGGAUUUGUGGAAAAGUAAAGUCAGUCUCAUACUUUUAAAGGAGCAAUAUGUAAGAAUUAAAAAACAAAACAAAACAAAUUGUCCACAAAAAUGAGAAACAAUAACAGCUACGCAGCAUGCUAACCAGCUAUCCCCAGCCUGUCCCGGUCCAAAGCUCCCAUGUUAGCAGCAUGAGCGCCAACACUUCCCCCGGUGCCUCCAAGUUCACCAUCCGGACCGCUAGCUUCAUGGCUAACCAAGCUAACUAGCUAACGACAGCUGCACUUAUUUAGUCUGGUGAUAUGCUGCUUAUUCUGUGCAUGAAUUCAACAGGUCGGUUUUUACAUAUUGCACCUUAAGGUUAAAAAAGUUGUUAUGAGAACUUUGGCAUCACGUCAAUCAGUUUAGUCUUUAACAUUAGAGCUGAAACUAUUUAUUGCAUGUAGAAAAAUACCAUAUUUUUAAUGUAAUAAUUCUUUUGUGCAGAAAAAAAAUCAGAACAUUGUCCAAUUCAAUCUCAUCAAUUUAGCAAAUUUAGUCAUUUUCACCUUUCUGGUGACUUCCAUAUGAGCAUUGAUGCCUGGGAUACAUUUGAAAUCAUGUCAUCCUUUUUUUUUAGGGCAUUUUGUAUCCAGUCAAACAUACCAAAAUGCAGUCCUUUGACCAAUGUCACAAACAAAAUCAACUGCAGGCAAUCAACUAAGCAUGGUUGACUUUUAUUAAAGGCUUUUUUGAAGAA
Molecule: messenger RNA, 1893 nt
Organism: Acanthopagrus latus (yellowfin seabream)
Lineage: Eukaryota; Metazoa; Chordata; Actinopteri; Spariformes; Sparidae
Gene: tmem126a
Product: transmembrane protein 126A
Exons: 1
Coding region: 391-1008 (205 amino acids)
Biological process (GO): mitochondrial respiratory chain complex I assembly
Cellular component (GO): mitochondrion
Source: RefSeq, a predicted model, not a curated record